Molecule: messenger RNA, 2205 nt
Organism: Stylonychia lemnae
Lineage: Eukaryota; Ciliophora; Spirotrichea; Sporadotrichida; Oxytrichidae
Source: the annotation of a GenBank genome assembly
AUGCCAGAAAGCCCAUGCUUUGAAUCAGAUCAUGAGGACUAGCAACUGUUGCUAGUCAAUCACACAGAAAAAAAUGGAAAGCAACUACAAAAUUCUGAACAAAAUUCACCUCACCAUGGAGUGGAUACAUCAGGUGGAAACAGCGCUUAACUCCAUGAUAGAGAAAGAAGGUUCUCUGUAUUUAGGGAUCAUAAAUAAUUGAAAGUAGAUAUUGAUGUUGCUAAUUAGAAUUCGAGGCAUAGGUAAUAACAUGUUAUAAAAAUUGAUACCUACCCUCUACAGAUAGCUAAGGCUGCUCCUCGUAGAAAUGAAACUAAUUUUGCUACUAGUCUAAAUUAAAAUUAAUUGAACCAGAAUGGACGUUAACCUAAAUAGAUAAUGUCAAGUACUUAGAACAUAAAAUUCUAGAUAUCACAACAGCAGCCAUAUCUUUAAAAUUAUAAAUCUCAAAACAUAAACUUUUCUACUGCUCAUAAAGAUUCAGACAAAGGUAAAUUAAAGAUAGAUGUUUCAGUCUUCGUCCAUGAACAAAAAGGAAAAAUAAAGGCUAGAUAUAGAAUUUUGGAGACAAUAGGGAAAGGUUCCUAUGGAGAAGUUAAAAAAAUUCAAUCUAAAACAAAUUAUGAAUUGAGAGCGAUGAAAAUCAUUAGAAAAGAAGAUGUUUCAAAGGAGUACAUGCAAUCUUUGCUCAAUGAGAUAGAUAUACUUAAGUAAUUGGAUCAUCCAAAUAUCGUUAGGAUUUACGAGUUUUAUUAAGAUAAACUACAUUUUUACUUGAUAACUGAGUAUAUUGAAGGUGGAGAGCUUUUCGAUAAAAUAACAAAAGUAAAAUGCUUUACUGAAGCUGAUGCAGCUAAAGUUAUGAAGCAGCUUUUAUCUGCUGUUGUUUACUGUCAUAAUAAGAAAAUUGUUCACAGAGAUUUAAAGCCUGAGAAUUUGCUGAUUGAUUUGAAAACUUAAGAUUCCCUCAAGGUCAUUGAUUUCGGAACGUCAUAAAUAUUUGAUCCAAAUACUAAAAUGCAUUAAAAAUAUGGGACAAGAAGGUACGAUGAGAAAUGUGAUGUCUGGAGUUGCGGUGUUAUAAUGUAUAUUCUACUUUGUGGAUAUCCACCUUUUAAAGGAAAAAAUCAUAAAGAAAUAUUUGAUAAGAUUAAGACAGGAAAAUUUUCAUUUGCUGCUGCUGAAUGGAAAAAUGUUUCAAGAGAGGCAAAAGUAAUGAUUAAAAAAAUGCUGACCUUCACUCCCGAAGAAAGAGUCAGUGCUCAUUAGGCACUUGAAGACGAAUGGAUCGUUUAAAAUGCUAUGAGAUAAACACAGAAAUCUCUUGACUAAUUUCAUCAACCAAUUAUGAAUGACAUGAUGGAAAAUCUUAAAAAGAUAAAUGUAAUCAAUACAUUCCAUUAAAUCUUAUUUUCUUAGAUUGAGUAAAAACUUUAAUAAGCAGUUCUAACAUACUUUGCAAACUACAUGAAUUAUGAUUAGGAGAAACGACGUCUGCUUGAAAUAUUUCAAGCAUUCGACACUAAUGGAGAUGGCUAACUUGAUUACAAGGAGCUUUUAGAAGGUUACACAACAUACUUUAAUGGUGACUAUGAGAGAGCAGAAAUUGAAGUGACUGAAAUCCUUGAAAAACUUGACUUCAAUCACAAUGGAAAUAUCGAUUAUUCUGAGUUCAUGAUUGCUCAUUUAAAUGUUGCUUAAAUGGUACACGAAGAUAAACUGAAAGAGGUGUUUAAUUUGUUUGAUAUUGAUCACUCUGGAACUAUAACUGUAGAUGAAAUUAAAAAGAUAUUAGGAAACAGCAAGGGGAAGAGCAAUCCAAAUGAUGAUAUCGAUGAUAAUGAAUGGGAUAGAGUACUUGAAGAAGUUGAUAAAGAUGGGAAUGGAGAAAUAUCUUUUGAGGAAUUUAAGGAGAUGAUUUAUAAUAUGUGCAACAUGGAGAUGGAAAAGAAGCCAACUUUAGCUUUAGAAGAAGAGUUGAAAGAUGGCAAUGGUGGUGGAGAAAAUAACAAAUAAUUUAAAUAAUAAGUAAGUCUUUUGUAAAGUAUGGGGACCGAGAAGACUUAGAGACGUAAAAAGAAGAAAAUCAUUAUUACUAAUAAAAUAAAGACGAAGAAAUCUUUGAAAAAUCCCAAUACAGAUCUUGAAAAGUAGUAAACUAAUUAAUAAUAGUAGCUAGAUGCAUCUCAGUAAUAAAACAUUUGA